This is a messenger RNA of Schistocerca gregaria, 2298 nucleotides long. RefSeq names its product probable cytochrome P450 6a13. Bases 83 to 1669 code for a protein of 528 amino acids. Gene Ontology annotation, molecular function: monooxygenase activity; oxidoreductase activity, acting on paired donors, with incorporation or reduction of molecular oxygen; iron ion binding. Lineage: Eukaryota; Metazoa; Arthropoda; Insecta; Orthoptera; Acrididae. The transcript is spliced from 7 exons. The record is from RefSeq and is a predicted model, not a curated record.
AGUCAAAUAGCCGCCUACAAAGGGAGCCCAGGACAGUGCUCGGACGCUCCAGCACUGGGAAACACGAGUUCAGCUCCACGCCAUGCCCCUCACCGGUUCUUACCUGGCCGACGCCGUAGCUGCAGUGAUAUUCGUGGCAGCCAUGCUGGUUCUCAUGUGCAGAUGGAUCUACGGAUACUGGAAGCGCCGCGGCGUCCCGUUUCUAGAACCGGAUUCUGUGUUCGGUAAUUUUAAGGAGAUCCUUUUGAGCCGGAAAUUCUUCGGUGAAGGCUUGCAAGAGCUUUACUGGCGCCUGCAACCUCACCCUUACGGCGGGAUCUUCAUAUCUCUGAGACCAGCGCUUCUCAUCAGAGACCCGGAACUCAUCAAGAGCUGUCUCGUCAAAGACUUCAACCACUUUCAACACAGGGGAUUCAAGGUGGAUGAGAAGCACGACCCCCUGAGCGCCCACCUGUUCAACCUGAGCGGGCCGCGGUGGCGCGCCCUGCGCACCAAACUGACGCCGACGUUCACGUCGGGCAAGAUGAGGAUCAUGUUCCCGCUGAUGGAGGCGUGCGCGCGCGAAAUGGUCGCCGUGCUGCAGCCGCUCGCCGAUGGCCGACAGGAGGUCGAGAUCAAGGAGUGGAACGCCAGGUUCACCACUGACGUCAUCGGCACCUGCGCCUUCGGCAUCCAGUGCAACUCGCUUCGCGACCCCGAGUCCGAGUUCCGAAAGAUGGGGCGCAGCAUCUUCAACUCGCCCAUACGAACGCUCUUCAACUUCAUACUGGUGCGUAUUGGUUACCUCCUGCACAUAAAUUCCGUAAGUCCGGAGUGUGAGCGCUUCUUCAUGGGUGUCGUGCGUGACACAGUGGACUACCGCAAGAAGAACAGCGUGAAGAGAAACGACUUUGUCAACCUGUUGCUGGAGCUGCAGGAGGAGAGACAGGUGCACCCCGACCCCGAAAGUGCAGACACUGGGAGAGAAGUUGCUCACUCGCCGGACGUCGACUUCCCCUUCACAGACGACCUGUUCGCUGCACAGUGUUUCGUCUUCUUCGUGGCCGGUUUCGAGACGUCUUCCACGACAAUGAGCUUCUGCAUCCACGAGUUGGCAGUCAACCCAGACAUCCAGGACCGCCUGAGGUCGGAAGUCGACAGCGUGCUCAGCAGACACAGCGGGGAGGUGACUUACGAUGCCGUACAGGAGAUGACCUAUCUGGACAGGGUGGUCGCAGAGACACUUCGGAAGUAUCCCCCUGUAGCUAACUUGAGCAGAGCCUGCACCGAGACCUAUAACCUACCGGGCACCAGUGUCGGGAUAGAAAAGGGCGUGAAGGUAAUAAUACCGGUCUACGCGAUUCAUCACGAUCCCAGAUACUAUCCGGACCCGGAGAAGUUCGACCCUGAGCGCUUUACGGAAGAGGGCAAGGCUGCACGACACCACUUCGUUUACCUGCCGUUCGGAGAGGGACCGCGUAUCUGCAUAGGUAUGCGUUUCGGCCUAAUGCAGGCCAAGCUGGGCAUCGCUUCCCUGGUCUCCAAGUUCGUCUUCAGUGCCACCAGCAAAACUCCUGUCAAGCUACGGAUGGAUCCCAAAUCAGCUGUGACGUCAUCCGUCGGAGGCAUCAAUGUGCGUAUCUCCGCGAGGACUGGAAAUGACGGCGAGUGGUGCAUUCCAAGGAAGUAGUGAACACCUGGGGACUUGAAGUGUGUGAUCUGACUCAACCUUCAUCUGUACUUCCCAUAGCAAUGAGGCCUACAAUUUUGUUUAUUAACUCCUAUGAGCCAUGAACCUCAACGUCUUUGGUAACUAACAUGUGAAACGGAAGACAUAAUAACCGCAGUUUGCCCACCGCUUUCUCGAUGGUGCAGUUCGCAGCUUCAACCUCAUUGCUUCAUCUGGCUGUGUUGCAAUUACCUCCUUUGUGCAGUCUUUGAAAACUGUGUAAAUCAUAUGAGGAACAUUCUUCACUGCACCGCUACGUGCAACUUAAAGCAGCAAAAUUUUGUCUCGUCGGCAUUAGAAUCUACUUCCCUCGACAGGCAAUUUCAAUGUUGAAGAUUAUAGCAUUGUUUCGAAAUCAUCGAUGAACAAAAUACGUAGGUGUGAAGACGGCCAACAGAGUAAAUAUUUAAUUUUCCCUUCAUUUUGAUGUUACAGUUACCCCAAGAAUAGCCUCUGUCGACCACGAAAAAUAACCUAUACAUGCUUUCGUCAUUUAUGACUAACAUUACACGAAACUCAUUUUUCACAGUCAUAAUUCAUUGUGGAAGUGCUUGUGAAUAUAGAAACAAAAUAAAAUGAAGUGUAUGUUA